AUGCAUUUCCACUCGCGCCUCUCGCUAUUCAUAAUAUCGCUCCUCCUGUCGGAGUCCAUGCUCUCCCUUGCAGCAUCCGUGCUUGCCCAAGAUCUCCCAUCCGCGAUCUCCUUCCCGUCGGUCCCAAGUGGAGAGAUCGUCGGCAGUGAUCCAACAGUAUCUCGUGCUUCUCCACCCCAGGAACGUGCUCAGGAACGUGCACCAGAAGAUCGACCAUCCUCGUCCAACAUCGCUUUGCCGAACACUAGCGAUGAUGAGGAGUCAACUUCGUCACUGCCCAUUAUCUUCGACGCCCAGGGCGCUUUGACUCGCCGAGCCGACACCUCAGAUGAUCUCCCCACGCCCUUCGACACCAGCAUAUCGAACAACUUUACCAGCAAAUCCUGCCCCAGUUUCUUCAAACAGUUCCUCGCCGAUUCCGCCUUCACGGACUGCUACGCUCUCUCCUGUCUUCUGCGCGACUCCAAUUCCUUCUUCUACACCCUCCGUUCCGCGCCCGCCACAUCCCAUCUCUUGGAUCUCGCCUGUGCCGCCGAUUCCGACAAAUGCAACAAGAAAAUGUCCGAGCUUGCCUCGAGUCUGAUCAAAGACAGCAACUGCGGGAAAGACUACCGUCUCGGUAAUCCGGUCGUAACGGACGCCUACACCGAUUUCAUCACAUACAUGCCCGUCUACCGCGCAACCUGUCUCACAAGCCCCACGACGAACGAUUAUUGCUUCGUUGAUGCCGUCACCAACACCACCAACCCCGCUGAUUACAACGUCUACUCUGUGGCUUUUGGCAGCACCCUGAGUAGUGCGCCAUAUCCCACGUGCAAUGCGUGUCUCCAGGCUACUAUGCGCGUCUUCGCCACGUAUGCCAAAGUCGCGGACCAGCCACUUGCCAGCUCCUACCUGUCUUCAGCGCAGGGCAUCAAUUCCAAAUGCGGGAGUGGAUUUGUCGACGCGAACGUCACUGUGGCUGUUGAGAAGGCCGUGUCGGCUGGUUUGCGACUGACGCCUAGCGGAUCUCUUUUCGGCUCUGUGUUGGCGUUGUUUGUCGUCACCCUCUUCGGACUGUUCUAG
This is a messenger RNA of Aspergillus terreus NIH2624, 1065 nucleotides long. RefSeq lists its product as uncharacterized. The transcript has a single exon. NCBI's taxonomy places the organism in Eukaryota, Fungi, Ascomycota, Eurotiomycetes, Eurotiales, Aspergillaceae. The record is from RefSeq and is a predicted model, not a curated record. The coding region runs from base 1 to 1065 and encodes 354 amino acids.